Molecule: messenger RNA, 2337 nt
Organism: Knipowitschia caucasica
Lineage: Eukaryota; Metazoa; Chordata; Actinopteri; Gobiiformes; Gobiidae
Source: the annotation of a GenBank genome assembly
AUGUCGCAAGGAGCUCAUCGUCAACAGCGCGGCCCCAUCCCCCCAAACAAGACACUACACAGCAGCGGAGAGCAGAGCGCAGAGCAGCGUUCGGAGGAGCCGAGAGGCAGCAAACACCAUAUACUUCCGUGGUGGACAGGCGUCACCGUGGUAACCGUUGCUUCAUGUUCCUCUCCACAGAAGAUCUUUGAGAAGUUUCUGAAGGAUAGAGGGUGGCACCUGCUGAACGCCAUGGCAGGGCAGGCAGCAAACGCAGAAGCAAUCAACCAGGCCAAGGAUCAGAAUGUGUUUAGUGAUGGAAGCACCAAAGUGGAUUAUGUGCUGGUGUGGGAGGAGUCUUUGGACGCGCAGGAGGACGAGACUAUUGUAACGCACAAACAGUGGCGAGAGACAUUUCUGGGCAAGCUUCAGGACGCUGGACUUGUGAUGGAGAAGCCCUGCAGACUUACCACCGUGACAUGGAGGAGGGCUAGUGAGGAGGUUGGUGUCUCUGAGACUUUUGAGCAGAGUGAAGUGGAGCAUCUGAACUCGCGACUCUGUUUUGUGCUCUUGAGUGCCCCCUGGAAGGUUCUGUGCUACUAUGCAGAGGAGAUAAGUCUCAGGGCACCACUACAGAUAGAGAAUUCCAACAAUUUGAACUGGUCUGGAAAGGUCCUCCAAAGGUUUUCUAUCCCCAACCUUCUGCGGAACCAGGUGCCCCUGACACCUCCUGACUACUACACCUGUCAGUUCAGAGCCAACAAAGUGGACAGGUUCCUGGGCAGUGAUGACAGAGACAACUUUUUCAAGCCAACACAGCGUCACAGAGUAUUAUACGAGAUCCUGUCGUUGACGCCAUAUGGCUCUGAGCGUGAGGGACAAGUGGGCAUCAGCGGCCUCAUCAAGGACCAGGUGUUCAGUGCCGCCUACCCCCUGCACCAGGAGCGUCCACGGCCAGAAUUUGCUGCCACGGCGCCUCUGACCACCAAGAACCCUGUGACAGGAUUGGAGGAACCAUACUUUCCCAGCUCCACUCGUAAUAACCGGACGCUGACCGGCUGUUCAGUCCUCAUCAUCAUGAUUGCAGUGGUGCUGAUAUGCCUGACCGCCAUUAUCUUGUACCGCUCUGUUGUCACUGUGGUCAUCUACACGUCCACCACUGGUCUGGUCUCCACUGCUGCUAGGGCUAUUGCCAGUUUUACUGGCUCACUCUUGAAUCUUGUGGUGAUCAUGAUUUUGUCGAAAGGCUACACUAACUUGGCUUAUAUUCUCACAAGUUGGGAGAUGCACCGCACUCAGACAGAGUUCGAGGACAUGUAUACGCUCAAGGUCUUCAUCUUCCAGUUUGUAAAUUUCUACUCAUCACCAGUGUAUAUCGCCUUCUUCAAGGGGAGGUUUGUGGGAGUCCCAGGAGACUACAACAGUAUAUUUGGUGUCCGCAUUGAGGAUUGUGGUUCUGGAGGUUGUCUCAUAGAACUGGCUCAGGAGCUUCUGGUCAUCAUGGUGGGAAAACAGACCAUCAACAACAUCCAAGAGAUUGUCUCUCCGAAAUUGUUUGCCUGGUGGCGCAACCGGGGUUUAAGAAAGGCCCAGGAUGAGGAGCAGAAACAGGAAGUGACACCUUGGGAACGGGAUUUUUAUUUACUGCCCUGUGAGGGUCUGUUUGAUGAAUAUCUGGAGAUAGUUCUCCAGUUUGGAUUUAUAACAGUGUUUGUGGCGGCCUGUCCUCUGGCCCCUCUUUUUGCAUUGUUGAAUAAUUGGGUGGAGAUCCGCUUGGACGCACAGAAGUUUUUGUGUGAGUUCAGAAGAGCAGUGGUGGAGCCAGCCCCUGACAUCGGGAUAUGGUUCCCCAUCCUGAACUUCAUUGCACACACAGCUGUGAUCGCCAAUGCCUUCCUAAUCGCAUUCACAUCGACCUUUUUGGAAAGAACUUAUUUUGAGUUCACCAGAGACUCAUCUCUCCGAGGCUUCGCCAACUUCACCUUGUCCAUGUCCCCCAAACAUCAGGACACCACCUGCAUGUACAGGGACAUGAGGGAUGUGAAUGGGGACCACCGGCCAGAAUACUUUCAGCUUUUGGCCGCCCGACUGACCUUUGUUGUUGUCUUUGUGCAUGUGGUGUUCAUCGUGGGCUGUCUGAUUGAUGUUCUGGUCCCGGAUGUUCCAGAGGAUGUUGAGAUCAAGAUAAAAAGAGAGCAGUUCAUGGCCAAGAAGGCACUGGCUGAGAACCAGGCCUUUUCAGCAAACAUGAAUCCACUCCCAAAAGAAGACUGUAGAGAGCCACCCUGUGCUCCAGCCGCCGUGGGGCCAAAAGUAGAAGCCAGGGCGGGCCUCUUCACCCAAUUAAUUCGACUGUAA